Molecule: messenger RNA, 1503 nt
Organism: Huiozyma naganishii CBS 8797
Lineage: Eukaryota; Fungi; Ascomycota; Saccharomycetes; Saccharomycetales; Saccharomycetaceae
Exons: 1
Coding region: 1-1503 (500 amino acids)
Biological process (GO): protein phosphorylation; intracellular signal transduction
Molecular function (GO): ATP binding; protein serine/threonine kinase activity
Source: RefSeq, a predicted model, not a curated record
AUGCCGCUGUUUUCUACGAAGCGGUUCCAUAUUCCAACGCACAAGAGUGUGGAGACAGGGGGCGAUGCUGAAGGGGACGCGAGGGAGGGCGAUGGGCCACAGCCAGGUCAGAUCAACCAUGCUGGGACGUCGUCGCGGUUCGGGGACCUGCUGUCACCACACAUCUCGAACUCUAUGAUGGAUCUGAAGCGGUUUUUGAGGCCUGGGGCGGCGGCGACGGCGACUCCGACUCCGACUACGACUACGACCACGACCACGACCACGACCAUGACGGUUCCCGGUGGCACCGCGGCCCGUCACGGGAGAAGGCACACUUCCUCGGAGUUACAAGACGAAACGGUCGCGGAAGCCGACACUAAGGCAUCAACUCCUCGGGCAUCCACUCCGAGGGCCUCAACGCCCACAAGGUCUAUCUCCUCCGCAGAGAUGAACGACGACUCGCUGCUAGAGAGCAAGUACGGGCAAGUGGGCCAGAUCAUUGGUUCUGGAGCCGGUGGGUCUGUUAAGUUGAUCAAGCGGCCCAGUGACGGGCGGGUGUUUGCCGUGAAGGAAUUUAGGGCAAGGAAGGACGGAGAGACGCUUUCGGAGUACGGGAAGAAGUGUACCACUGAGUUCAUCGUUGGGUCCUCGUUGCACCAUGCGAACGUUGUUGAGACACUCGAUAUUUUCAGUAAUGGGCCCAAGGACAAGUACUUCGAAGUGAUGGAGUACUUACCCGUGGAUUUCUUCGGCGUCGUGAUGAGCGGGGUCAUGUCCCGAGGGGAGAUCCACUGUUACUUCAAGCAGUUACUUCUCGGGGUCGAGUACCUGCACUCGAUGGGGAUUGCGCACAGGGACUUGAAGCUGGACAACUGUGUGAUGACGGAGCAAGGGAUUCUGAAGAUCAUCGAUUUCGGGUCUGCGGUGAUAUUCAAGUACCCGUACACGCCCGGGAUCACCCUAGCGCGCGGGAUCGUCGGUUCAGACCCGUACCUGGCCCCCGAGAUCGUGAAGCACCCUUCACACAAGUACGACCCGCAAUUGGUCGACGUGUGGUCCGCCGGGGUGAUAUACUGCUGCAUGGUGUUACAGAAAUUCCCUUGGCGUGCACCGCGCAGCUCGGAUCGCAACUUCAGGUUGUACGACAUGCCCGAUGACGAACCGCACGAUUACGAGCAGAGCGCAAGGGACCAUGUCAAGAUGAAGGCGGGCCCGGCACAAGAACCAGAGAGUAAAGACACCGAGGCAACCCCGCAACCCUUACCGCACCACCACCACGCGAAACACGGGCCCUACCGUCUAAUGCGGCUUCUCCCGCACGCAGCAAGACCUCUCCUGUCCCGUAUGCUCCAAGUAGACCCAACGACCCGUGCCUCGGUCCACGACGUGACCGCGGACGACUGGUUCAGCUCGCUCCCGGCGUGCACCGAAGUGGCCACGUCUGCCGCAGAACAUACCACCGUGCGUGCCCCAGGACACCACCACACGAUCGUCCGCGACGGCCAACCGCCGCUCAGGGUCUGA